Molecule: messenger RNA, 2376 nt
Organism: Adelges cooleyi (spruce gall adelgid)
Lineage: Eukaryota; Metazoa; Arthropoda; Insecta; Hemiptera; Adelgidae
Gene: MESR3
Exons: 3
Coding region: 289-1122 (277 amino acids)
Biological process (GO): regulation of transcription by RNA polymerase II
Cellular component (GO): nucleus
Molecular function (GO): DNA-binding transcription factor activity, RNA polymerase II-specific; RNA polymerase II cis-regulatory region sequence-specific DNA binding
Source: RefSeq, a predicted model, not a curated record
GGCGGCGAGCAGUUAAGAUUUGAAACCGGCACGUGCAUCACAUAGCAACAGCGACGGGCAUAGAAUAUCGAAGUGUGUACGUUCUGUGAAGUUAAAACUAAUGUUGCGUUCAUACAGUCUUCAAUAUUACACACAUUUUUAGUGCAUUUCGAUCGGUGAAUAUUAGUAAAACAUUUCAGUGACAUUGUGUUCGGCAAAAAAAAAAUUCGGCAUUUUUUUCCUUAAGGACUACAUAAAACAACAGCACCCGAAGCCGGCUCUAUCCGAGUAUAAACACCAGGGUACAAAAUGCCACCAGGUGUAGCCGUGUCCCCCGGCUCGAUAUCAUCGGGUUACGCGAGUUGCACUCUCAUAAAUCCCGACAGACAACCGGACCAACAACAGACUUUCCGUGGAAAUUGCUUGGAGACCGUGGAUUCACAUUUAAACAACAGUAGCAGCAGCAGUAGCAGUAGCAGUAGUAGUAGUGCCGGAAGCGGCGAAAGCGCAGAACUUUCCGACAAAGACCAAAUUCAAGUGGAAUCUUGCUACAAAGGUUUAAAAACUCAGGUUUUCGUUUGCGGAUCUAUGGCCAACCUGUACUUGCACAACAACUCGUCGUCGGCCGAGGGCACUUGGGAUUUGAAGUUCACCGGCAUUCCCGUGGUGUUGUACGACAGUGGUGAGACUCGGUCACGGGACAAGCCUCGCAUCCAGAUUUUGUUGGUAGAACGAGGCACAUGCUUUGCUUUGUGGCAGGACACCAUCGACAACUUGACAUCGUACAAGGUAUCCAGCCAGGGAUUUCACACCAUGUGCCUUUCUACCGACCACACGCAGCUGAUAGGGUUGAGCUUUGACUGUGCCGACGCUGCCCAACAGCUUUGGGCCCACAUUGAACGGCUCACCUCGGACCCCGAAAACAUCCGGCUGUCGGGGCCCGGAAGUCGGUCAAAGCACAACCGGAAGCAAAAACACCGACCAGCUCCGGUCCGUCGUCUACCGGACAAGUCGCACAUCUCCCAGCCGUGUUGCUUCGAGCACGUGACCAACGUGGAGGCGUCCGACAGGGCCAGGUACUACUCACUGCAGAACCUGCUGCCUACGCCGGCCAUGACCGUGGACUCAAUGGCUGACGUUUGAGACCGAAAAGCUGGUCAACAUUUUCAUAUUCCAUACAAUUAUUAUAUUAUAAUUUAAACAAAAUAGGGAUCUCCGUAAUAGUCGCACACUCGUCCACGACGAGAACACUAUGAACGAAUACUGAAUGACGAUGAUAUAAUUAUUAUAUCGACCAGGAGAAAGAAAUGAUGGUUAUUAUCAUUAUAUUCUAAACUUAUUUAUUUAUUUUUAUUUUUAUUACAUCGUGAUUUUUAUUCCAUGUAGUAAUAGUUAGCUGUUAAGCCAUAACCCUUUUUAAGUAUACACAGUAUUUUGUUAUUAUUAUUACUAUACGAUUAAUAUUAUUUUUGUUAUGAAACCGCUUUAUAUUUUCACUAUAUAAAUUAUUUGAAACCUAGCAUCAAUGAAAUGUAUUAUAUGAUAAGAUAAAUGUAAUAAUAAUAAUUUAUAUGUGUUUAUUGAUUAACGAAGGGACAAGAACUAUAAGGAGGACACGUUUAAUAAGUUUUCAUUAAUUUUAUCUUUUGUCUUGCGACACUAUAUUAUUAUGAUUUUGUUAUAGUAUUCAAAUUUAUUUAUCUUGCUAACUAACAAGUUUUCAUGCGAACUUUUUUAACAAUCAUUUGUACACCAUUGUUGUUUAAUUAUAACCAAAAAUGUGUGGUUAGUCUCUCCAAAUUAACCUAGUUGCAUCCUUGUGAUCUCAAGCCCUUCACGUGUGUUUAUAUGAUAUACAAGACAGACAUCGUGAUAUUAUGUAUAAGAAUGUAAAUUAACUAUUUUAAUAAAUCUAAUAUUUGCUAUUCAAUUUAGAUAAAACGUACAAAGAAAAAAAUUGUUGUGAAGCAAUUUGUAACUGUUGUAAAAUAUCAGAGAUAAUGAUAAUGUACAUUUUAUUUCAAUAAUUAUUUUUAGUAUAGUAUCAGAAAUAACUAUCGUCACUAAAACUAACAUUGAGUGUUGACGUACGAUAACUUACGCAAUGCGCACAUAUUAAUUAUUCAUUUUGUGUAAUCUAUACAGCACUGACAUUGUUAAACUUGACAAGUCAUUUUUCAGUAACUAUUGUAAAAUAUUUAAUUACCUUGUACCAUUUUAGUUUAGAUUUUAAAUCGACACUCGGAGAAUAAUUGUUUGCAUCACAGACAAAUAAUUAUCGCUUCCUAAAAUUAUUGUAGUAUUAAUUUUCAAAAGAAUAAUUUGAUUAAAUCAAUAACCGUUUUCCUAAGAUAAUGUUUAAGUAAAUAUCAAUGUAAAUAAAAUGUCAUGACUAAU